Gongylonema pulchrum is the source of this 609-nucleotide messenger RNA. The record is from the annotation of a GenBank genome assembly. Lineage: Eukaryota; Metazoa; Nematoda; Chromadorea; Rhabditida; Gongylonematidae.
AUGGUACUUUUGGUCAGGCGUCAAAUCAAGAAACUACUGCUUCUCUCAUUUGCUAUUUUUUUAUUUAAUCGCAUUCUGCGAUCAGCAAAUGAAAGCGAUGUUAAAAUGUACGUAAUCGGGGCUUAUUUAUUAUCAGCAAACGUAGUAAAGAUAACAAUGAUUCGUAAAUGUAGCCCUCCUGCACCUCUGCAACUGCUCCUUGAAGUGAACCAAAGCAAAAAAUUAACGAUUCCACUGUUGCAGCAUUCAGUUGUCAAAUGCCCAUGGUUUUUUGCUGCAAAAUGCGACUUUGUUGGUUACUUUGCGCUAACAUCAGGAAAUAAGGAGAUGGAGGAGCUGAUUUCUCGAAAUAAUAAAGGAUUACCGCAGGCGUUUUUAUUACGAACCGACAAGCCCUUGCCACAAGUACCAGUACCAGUCAAACUACAUGAUGCUCGUGUGCUCCCGGAUGGGCCGAGAAAACAUAAACUGGCCGUAUGCUUACAGCCAGUUUACCUCUUGGCUGAUUGGACGUUGCUUGUGCAAUUUUUUGAAGUAAGCGAAUCACCCCUCUCAUUGAUUUUUGUUGGAAAGGAUAAUAAGGCUAAAGGGGGUUUCUUGAAAAAAUGA